CUUGAGGCGGUAUGGACAACUGGGAUGACGAAGAGUCCGGGGAUGAACGACGAGUCAAGCCUCUACCCGUUGUGGCUCCAAGUCGGAAAUUUGAAGGCGAAGAUGAAGAUGAGGAUGUAGCGGAUGAUUGGGAAGCCUCGUCCGAAGAAGAGGAGGCACCACUGCCUCCGCCUGUUGCACCUCCUAAAAAGAGAAUGACACUGAAGGCUAAGAUAUCAGAGAAGGAAGCUGAGAGGGCUCGCCAACUGGCAGAAGAUGAUGAAGGGGAGAGUGUAAUCGACGAAGCGGAGCAGAGACGGAGAGACAAACAACAUCAGCUCGAAACAGAUCUUGCGAAUGCCAGCGCCUUGCUUUCAGGAACGUCGGUCUCCGGCAAGUCAUUGCCAACAGAAAUCCAAGAACUGCUUUCCUUCACACCAAAGACGAAGGAUGAUUUUGAGGCUUACUCAAAGAAGAUUUUCGAUGCUUUUAUUAGGAAGCAUCAAGAGAAGCCUCUUUAUGCUGUAUUUGUUGAGAUGCACGUUAAAGCUCUGGCCCAGUCGUUACGGGACGUGGAUGUCCGCAAAGCCGCCAGCGGGUUAACUGCUCUAGCUAACGAAAAGCAGAAAGAGCAAAGAGAAAAAGCCAGUGGAAAGAAAAAGACAAAAACAGCUUCAAAGCCAGCCCUCGCCGGCACCAGGUCCGUGUCCAAGGUUGACACUGCUGCAUACGAAGAAGCUUUGGAUGACUUUGACGAUGAUGAUUUCAUGUGAAUUUUGGGCGAACCUUCUCGACCAAUGCUCUGCGUAUCAGAUAACCGACAUGU
This is a messenger RNA of Cantharellus anzutake, 805 nucleotides long. Its product is annotated as translation initiation factor eIF3 subunit. Gene Ontology annotation, cellular component: eukaryotic translation initiation factor 3 complex; cytoplasm. The transcript is spliced from 5 exons. NCBI's taxonomy places the organism in Eukaryota, Fungi, Basidiomycota, Agaricomycetes, Cantharellales, Hydnaceae. Gene Ontology annotation, molecular function: translation initiation factor activity. The record is from RefSeq and is a predicted model, not a curated record. Bases 12 to 752 code for a protein of 246 amino acids.